AUGGCCGUACUGUUCGUGCUAGUUCUUGUGCUCGCAGUAUCUGGAUGCGCCGCCGGCGACGACGAGGCCAUGCUGCCCCGGUUCAAGCUCCGAGACGUGUCCAUGAACGGCUGCGGGAACUUCGUGAGCCUCCUCAACAUGACGGCCAACGCGAGCGACAUCUCCCAUUCCCAGCGGCCCGUCCUCGUCGGUGGCGGCAGCGGGCUCGCGGUCUUCUGCCCGGACGAGGCGUGGCAGGGGCUCGUGGACCUCAUGUCCAAGAACGGCUGCGGGAGCUUCGCGGGCCUCCUCUCCGCGACGGCGAGCGCGGCCGAGAUCUUCCACGAGCACCUCCUCGGCAGCGGCGGGCUCACGGUCUUCUGCCCCGACGACAAGGCCGUCGCCGCGUUCGACCCCACAUUCCAAAGCCUCGCCGCGGGCGACCGGGUGGCCGUGCUGCUGUACCAUGGCGUGGCGGCGUGCUACGGCAGGGAGCGGUUCAAGGGGUUCAACUAUGUGUCGGUGCACACGCUGGCGGAGGACGCGGCGACGAAGAAGAACCAAGCCAUAACAGUCCGCGACGAAGGGGGCGCGCUCGCGCUGUGGCCGGCGCCGCCGUCGUACCCGAACGGCGGUGCAUGGGUGACCAAGACGGCCUCGGAGGAUGCCCCGCUCGCCGUGUACGUGGUGGACACCGUGCUGCUGCCGAGCACGGUGGCGUGCAUCGGGUAUCUGGGCUGGCUGCGCUGCUCCAUCGCCCCCUUCUCGGACUGGAUUAUGCCGAUCUGCAUCAUGUCUUCCGCAGGGGGCCUGGUGGGCGCCCUGCUCGGAGUUCUUAUCGCCGAAUUCCUCAUCCCCAUCGACUGA
This is a messenger RNA of Lolium rigidum, 846 nucleotides long. Its product is annotated as fasciclin-like arabinogalactan protein 2. The coding region runs from base 1 to 846 and encodes 281 amino acids. NCBI's taxonomy places the organism in Eukaryota, Viridiplantae, Streptophyta, Magnoliopsida, Poales, Poaceae. The transcript has a single exon. The record is from RefSeq and is a predicted model, not a curated record.